UUACCGUGGCGACGGCGGCGGCGUGCGCCCCGCGGCGGGAUGGGGAGCGGCGGCUCGGCGGGGCGGGGGGCGCGGCUGGCGGCGGCCGAGGGGCCGGGGGGCGAGCAGCACCUGCUGGAGGUGCGGGGCCGGCGGGUGCCCGAGGCCCUGUGGGCGCAGCAGGAGCUGCGGAAGCUUUACCUGGGCGACCUGGGGCUGCGGGAGCUGCCGGAGGAGCUGGCGGACCUGCAGCACCUCCGCACCCUGGCCCUGGAUGGCAACGAGCUGCUGGAGGUGCCCGAGGCCCUGUGCUACCUGCCCCGCCUGGCCUACCUCUACCUGGGCCGCAACGGGCUGCAGGAGCUGCCGCCCGCCUUCGCCCAGCUGCGGGGCCUGCGCUGCCUCUGGCUGGAGGGCAACUUCCUGGCGCGCUUCCCCCGCGCCCUGCUGAGCCUGCCCGAGCUGCGCAGCCUCCAGCUGGGCAACAACCGCCUGGCCCGCCUGCCCGCCGGGCUGCCCCGCAUGGCCGGCCUGCAGGGGCUCUGGCUCUAUGGCAACCGCUUCGAGGAGUUCCCGCCCGUCCUGCUGCGCAUGGCCCGCCUGCACCUCCUCGACCUGGACCGCAACCGCAUCGCCCGCUUCCCUGACCUGUCCGGCCUCCCUGCCCUGCGGCUCCUCUCCUACGACCACAACCCUGUCCGGCAGCCGCCCUGCGUGGGAGACACCGUGCAGCUGGUGGGCGAGGGUGCGCAGGAGUUCAUGGAGGCACGGCGGGAGCGCCUGCAGAGCCUCCAGCAGCAGGAGGAAGAGGAAGAGGAGGAGGAAGGCGCUGAGGCGCCACCGGCAGCCCCCGAGGAUGGCUCCCCGCUGCUGGAGGACCGGGAGGGCAGCUUCGCCGCCCCACCGGGCUCCUCAGGGGAAACCUGAGCCACCGCGCUGCAGCCGUACACCCACAGGGAUGCACCUUGGAAGGAUGGGGAGCCUCCACAGGGCUCCCAAGGACCACUGCCACUCCCAGCUAGGGCUGGGGAAGAAAGAAGGUCACAGCCUCCGUGCAAAGGAAAACAUAUGAUCUGAGGGACCGGCCUCUCUCAGUUGGGACAGCAGAAAGCUGCCUCCUGGAUCUGCAGGGCUUGUGGGUCACCGCUGGGAUCCACAAGCCCACCACCUUACAGCAUCCCACGUAACCGCAGGGUGCCUUGGAUGGGGGAAAUGGCCCUGAUGGGUGACCCCACAGACCCCACUUGCCUGCUGGGCAGGCCCUGGCAGGCAGCACGGUGCUGCUGAAAGCCAGGCAUCCCUGCGAUGCCUGCCCCGAGCACAGGGGCCUUCCUGCCACAUGCUGCAGCCACCUCCACAUGCCUCCUUUGCUCCUGGCUCUGUGGGGCAGGACAGGAAAAAGCAAUGCCGUUUGCAUCCCUUCCGCGUGGACCCUUUCACCCUGAAGAGCAGCAAGGUUUGAGAGCAAAGACGCAGACCCAUUCUCACCCCUAGACCCCCGUCUCACUGCUGGAAUUGGUCUGGAGGAAAGAGAGUUUUCCACCAGGCUUCUCCCAGCCGUCAGGGUUGGGAAGGAGCUGAUGGAAACUGCACCUGGGCACAAGCACUGCCUGUCUCGAGCCUGGAAAGGUUUUGCCUCUGUACAGGAAGAGGAGUCCCAGCUCUGGCUCUGUCUGCCCCAAAACGGGCACCAAAGCCCAGGCUGCCGCCUUGUCCUUCCUCUUCCCUUCCUUCUGUGCUGUCUGUACCAAACUCAA
Falco peregrinus (peregrine falcon) is the source of this 1736-nucleotide messenger RNA. RefSeq names its product leucine rich repeat containing 10B (gene LRRC10B). Gene Ontology annotation, molecular function: protein binding. The transcript has a single exon. The record is from RefSeq and is a predicted model, not a curated record. The coding region runs from base 40 to 906 and encodes 288 amino acids. NCBI's taxonomy places the organism in Eukaryota, Metazoa, Chordata, Aves, Falconiformes, Falconidae.